Molecule: messenger RNA, 2950 nt
Organism: Canis lupus familiaris (dog)
Lineage: Eukaryota; Metazoa; Chordata; Mammalia; Carnivora; Canidae
Gene: ZBTB18
Product: zinc finger and BTB domain containing 18
Exons: 3
Coding region: 452-2047 (531 amino acids)
Biological process (GO): regulation of transcription by RNA polymerase II
Cellular component (GO): nucleus
Molecular function (GO): DNA-binding transcription factor activity, RNA polymerase II-specific; protein binding; RNA polymerase II cis-regulatory region sequence-specific DNA binding
Source: RefSeq, a predicted model, not a curated record
GAGAAACAGAAGCCCAGCCUCACAGUCCGUCCCUGGACCCCGCGGUAGCAGGACUGCGAAGGGGUUGAUUUGUGGGGUGGGAGUCGCUGGCCCAUUGCGGUGCUUGGGACUCAUUAAACUGUCACUCACCCCCCACCCCACCGGGUAAAUGGGGUGAUUAAUGUCUGAUACGUUGGAAUGGGGCGAGGGCAUUUGUGGAGAAUAGGUUGUGUGGCUGGGAAGGAAUGUGGCUCCCGAAGAGUGCCUCCCGCAAUAGGCGUUCGUCAUCCUGUCAUUCACCGCGAAGUUAGAGAAAGUUCGGUCUGUGACUUUGGCAGAGCGAGGGAGACUGGACGGAGACGCCGGUGUUUGUUACUGGUUAACUGUGCCGCGGUGUUCGGUCCGCUUUUUUUCCACCGAUGUAACAGACCUGGAGCCAGCGAGACCCAGAGGAAAGGACUUAAUCAGGUUUAUGUGUCCUAAAGGUUAUGAAGACAGUAUGGAGUUUCCAGACCACAGUAGACAUUUGCUGCAGUGUCUGAGCGAGCAGAGGCAUCAGGGCUUCCUUUGUGACUGCACUGUUCUGGUGGGAGAUGCCCAGUUCCGCGCGCACCGAGCUGUACUGGCUUCAUGCAGCAUGUAUUUCCACCUCUUUUACAAGGACCAGCUGGACAAAAGAGACAUUGUUCAUCUGAACAGCGACAUUGUUACAGCCCCGGCUUUCGCUCUCCUGCUUGAAUUCAUGUAUGAAGGGAAACUCCAGUUCAAAGACUUGCCCAUUGAAGACGUGCUAGCAGCUGCCAGUUAUCUCCACAUGUAUGACAUUGUCAAAGUGUGCAAAAAGAAGCUGAAAGAGAAAGCCACCACGGAGGCAGACAGCACCAAGAAGGAGGAAGAUGCCUCCAGUUGCUCGGACAAAGUUGAGAGCCUCUCGGACGGCAGCAGCCACAUGGCCGGCGAUCUGCCCAGCGACGAGGACGAGGGCGAAGACGAAAAACUGAACCUCCUGCCCAGCAAAAGGGACUUGGCGGCCGAGCCCGGGAACAUGUGGAUGCGCUUGCCCUCCGACUCGGCAGGCAUCCCCCCGGCAGGCGGGGAGGCCGAGCCACACGCCACAGCAGCUGGAAAAACAGUCGCCAGCCCCUGCAGCUCCACAGAGUCUUUGUCCCAGAGGUCUGUCACCUCCGUGAGGGAUUCGGCAGAUGUUGACUGUGUGCUGGACCUGUCUGUCAAGUCCAGCCUUUCGGGAGUUGAAAAUCUGAACAGCUCUUAUUUCUCUUCACAGGACGUGCUGAGAAGCAACCUGGUGCAGGUGAAGGUGGAGAAAGAGGCUUCCUGUGAGGAGAGCGAGGUUGGCACUAAUGACUAUGACAUGGAACAUAGCGCUGUGAAAGAGAGUGUGAGCACUAACGCCAGGGUACAGUAUGAGCCGGCCCACCUGGCUCCGCUGAGGGAGGACUCGGUCUUGAGGGAGCUCGAGCGCGACGACAAAGCCAGCGACGACGAGAUGAUGACCCCGGACGCUGAGCGCGGCCCGGUGGAGGGCGGCAUGGAGAGCAGCCUGCUGCCCUACGUGUCCAACAUCCUGAGCCCGGCCGGCCAGAUCUUCAUGUGCCCGCUGUGCAACAAGGUCUUCCCCAGCCCACACAUCCUGCAGAUCCACCUGAGCACGCACUUCCGCGAGCAGGACGGGCUACGCAGCAAGCCGGCCGCCGACGUCAACGUGCCCACCUGCUCGCUGUGUGGCAAGACUUUCUCGUGCAUGUACACGCUCAAGCGCCACGAGAGGACUCACUCGGGCGAGAAGCCCUACACGUGCACGCAGUGCGGCAAGAGCUUCCAGUACUCGCACAACCUGAGCCGCCACGCCGUGGUGCACACGCGCGAGAAGCCGCACGCCUGCAAGUGGUGCGAGCGCAGGUUCACGCAGUCCGGGGACCUGUACAGACACAUCCGCAAGUUCCACUGUGAGUUGGUGAACUCCUUGUCUGUCAAAAGCGAAGCCCUGAGCUUGCCCACUGUCAGAGACUGGACCUUAGAAGAUAGCUCUCAAGAACUCUGGAAAUAAUUUUAUAUAUAUAUAAAUAAUAUAUAUAUAUACAUAUAUAUACAUAGAUCUCUAUCUAGUUGUGGUACGGUCUAAAAGCAGCCUUGUUUCCUGGAACUAAAACGUCGGGGUGUUAACUCGGUUUUGCACUUUAGAGUAGCAUGAGACUCUCACUAAUUUAGCAUUCUGGUAAAAGAGACUUUCGAGCAAGUCGGAGACUAGAGAGGGCUUUUUCUUUCGAGGGGGUAGGGGAAGGAAGCCAAUAAGAACCUUGGAAACAACUCGUCCUAUCACAAGAUGCUUUCACAGGGCUUAAUUUUGUCGACACUGCAUUGUCUUCUGAGCGCUCUCUCUCUCUCUCUCUCUCUCUCUCUCUUUUUCCACUUUGUUUUGGUUUUGUGUUUUUGUUUUGUUUUGGUUUUGUUUGGGUUUUUGUUUUUUCCUUUUCAGAGUAGAAAUUCCCUCCAGUUUUCUUAGCCUCUUUAUAUGUCACAAAUUGCAUGAAUCUUUUCUGGCUGUUGGAAACCUGAAUGCUUUUAGACCCAAAUGGAAAAUUUCUGAAAUGCUGGAUUAUCUAUUUUUAAACAAGCAGUUGACUUAAAACUUUCUGUGGCAACUUCUGGUUUUCUGACGGUUCCCAAUGAGAGAAAUUCUGAAAGUACACUGGGAUCACUGGGACGCUGUCUUUGUGAAGGUUUGCUUGGGAUGAAAAAGGAUAUUGCAGCUUCAGCAGUGUUGAACUGUGUGUUGAAAAAUGUGAAUUACUGUUCUUGUAUACUGUAACUGAUUACACGGGCUGGGGGGGGUGUCAAAGAACUUGACAGGUUGUGUUGAUGCUCUUAGUUGAGUCUUGAAAAGUAAAUAUUAACGCUACAGAAAUGCAUGAGUUUCAAUAUAUUUUUUGUCUUUGUUUGCAUUGUAUAA